CUGGGUCAGGGCGCGGGCAGCGAGUCGAUUUACAACAACGCCAAUCCCGCCUACAACCGGGAGCUUUUCAACGAGGCCCACGAUUUUGUAAUCAAGGCGUGGACUACCACCCGGCCCCUUCCGCUUCGAGGGCAAGCACUACCACUACCGCCACGUAAACCCGUGGGUGCUGCCGGUGCAGAAGCCCCAUCCCCAGAUGUGGAUACCGGGGUUGGUCAGUCAGGAGACGGUGGUCUGGUGCGCCCGCCACCGCUAUCCCUACCUGCCUUGGGCACUUUCCUGGAGCCGACCCUGGAGAUGGUGAAGCUGUACCGGGAUACGGCUGCCGAGGAGGGAUACGAGUCCGGGCCGGAGAAUUUCGGUUACUUGCAGCGGGUAGUGGUGGCCGAGACCGAGGAGAAGGCCCAGGAAUUGGGCCGCGCCUUCAUGUACGGCGGCGGCAUCAACGCCUUCGCCCGGCCCGAGUGGAUGUUCCCGCCGGGCUAUAACUCGAAAGCUGCCACCCGCCGACUGGCCCGGGUCUCAGUAGAUCCCAACAGCGGCGAUGAAGCGCUGGUCCUGAAGCCCGCUGAUACUCCGGAAGGAAUAGAAGCCAACCGGAACCAGAUUUACGGACGGUUCCAAGCCGAGCAGGACAACUUGCAACUCAUCUGCGGCACGCCGGAUACCGUUAUCCCCAAAAUUCGGCAUAUAUUGGAAACGGUCCGCCCCGGCAUAUUCUCCCUGUGGCACCACCACGGCCCGGUCAGCCACGAAGACCGAAUGACCAGCAUCCGGCUGCUGGGCGACGAGGUGCUGCCCGCCAUGCGCAGCAUCGCCGACGAACUGGGACUGCCCGGCCCCUACGAACGCCUCCCCGGUUCCCGCCCCUUGGCGGCGCCGGUAUCGGGCUGA
Geodia barretti is the source of this 894-nucleotide messenger RNA. NCBI's taxonomy places the organism in Eukaryota, Metazoa, Porifera, Demospongiae, Tetractinellida, Geodiidae. The record is from the annotation of a GenBank genome assembly.